AGACUCUUGAUGACCGGUGUAAGAAUCUCAUUGAACGCCCGUCUGCAUCGCGUGAUUUCGCUCAGUUCAUCUGUAAGAUGAAUCAUCUGAAGAACCUGACACUCGGUGGUAGCUAUCAUGAUGACUUCUACUCAACAGCAUCGUCGAUGGCAUCAACUACAAAGAUUGAGGCUCUUCGGCACGAUGAUGAUCUCAGUAAACGCCCCUCUGCAUCACGUGAUUUCGCUCAGUUCAUCUGUAAGAUGAAUCAUCUGAAAAACCUGACACUCGGUGGUAGCUAUCAUGAUGACUUCUACUCAACAUUAUCGUCGAUAGCAUCAACUACAAAGAUUGAGGCUCUUCGGCACGAUGAUGAUCUCAGUAAACGCCCCUCUGCAUCACGUGAUUUCGCUCAGUUCAUCUGUAAGAUGAAUCAUCUGAAGAACCUGACACUCGAUGGUAGCUAUCAUGAUGACUUCUACUCAACAUUGUCGUCGAUGGCAUCAACUACAAAGAUUGAGACUCUUCGGCACGAUGAGGAUCUCAGUGAACACCCCUCUGCAUCACGUGAUCUCGCUCAGUUCAUCUGUAAGAUGAAUCAUCUGAAGAACCUGACACUCCAUGGUAGCUAUCAUGAUGACUUCUACUCAACAUUGUCGUCAAUGGCAUCAACUACAAAGAUUGAGACUCUUGAUGACUGGUGUAAGAAUCUCAUUAAACGCCCGUCUGCAUCACGUGAUCUCUCUCAGUUCAUCUGUAAGAUGAAUCAUCUGAAGAAACUGACACUCCAUGGAAGCUAUCAUGAUGACUUCUACUCAACAUUGUCGUUGAUGGUAUCAACUACAAAGAUUGAGACUCUUCGGCACGAUGAUGAUCUCAUUAAACACCCCUCUGCAUCACGUGAUCUCGCUCAGUUCAUCUGUAAGAUGAAUCAUCUGAAGAACCUGACACUUGAUGGUAGCUAUCAUGAUGACUUCUACUCAACAUUGUCGUCGAUGGCAUCAACUACAAAGAUUGAGACUCUUCAUGACUGGCAUACGAAUCUCAUUGAACGCCCCUCUGCAUCACGUGAUCUCGCUCAGUUCAUCUGCAAAAUGAACCAUCUAAAGAACCUGAUACUCGGUAGCUAUCAUGAUGACUUCUACUCAACAUCAUCGUCGAUGGCAUCAACUACAAAGAUUGAGACUCUUGAUGACUGUUGUAAGAAUCUCAUUGAACGCCCGUCUGCAUCACGUGAUCUCGCUCAGUUCAUCUGUAAGAUGAAUCAUCUGAAGAACCUGACACUCCAUGGAAGCUAUCAUGAUGACUUCUACUCAACAUUGUCGUCGAUGGCAUCAACUACAAAGAUUGAGAUUCUUGAUCACAAUGAUGAUCUCAGUGAACGUCCGUCUGCAUCACGUGAUUUCGCUCAGUUCAUCUGUAAGAUGAAUCAUCUGAAGAACCUCACACUCUUGGGUCGGUUUCAUGAUGACUUCUACUCAACAUUGUCGUCGAUGGCAUCAACUACAAAGAUUGAGACUCUUCGGCACGAUAAGGAUCUCAGUGAACGCCCCUCUGCAUCACGUGAUCUCGCUCAGUUCAUCUGUAAGAUGAAUCAUCUGAAGAACCUGACACUCCAUGGUAGCUAUCAUGAUGACUUCUACUCAACAUUGUCGUCGAUGGCAUCAACUACAAAGAUUGAGACUCUUCAUGACCGGCGUUCGAAUCUCAGUGAACGCCCCUCUGCAUCACGUGAUUUCGCUCAGUUCAUCUGUAAGAUGAAUCAUCUGAAGAACCUCACACUCCUUGGUCGGUAUCAUGAUGACUUCUACUCAACAUCAUCGUCGAUGGCAUCAACUACAAAGAUUGAGACUCUUCGGCACGAUAAGGAUCUCAGUGAACGCCCGUCUGCAUCACGUGAUCUCGCUCAGUUCAUCUGUAAGAUGAAUCAUCUCAAGAACCUGACACUCUAUGAUAGCUAUCAUGAUGACUUCUACUCAACAUUGUCAUCGAUGGCAUCAACUACAAAGGAUGACUGCAACACGAGCUCAACUGCGACUGAUCUGACCGUUAAUGAUUAUGCACUAAAAAGAUGGCAGGAUUGUGGUCCGAUGUUUGACAAUGUGAAGAGGAUCACCAUACAGGUAUCGGACACAAUCAGUUGUGACGUCAUCCAGAGGAUCCAUCUACCAGCAGCGACAGAACUAACCAUUCAAACGCAUGAGCAUGCUUGGGAACCGGCUUCUCUCCACGAUGAUCCCACUUUACUCCCCAAUGCUCUUCGCAAGGUCUCAUCUCAGCUUGUCAAGGUCACAUUCAAAGAUCUCAACGUAGGUAACGACAAGAUCGAACGCAUCAUUCAAGCUUUCAGAUCAUCGGACGAUCUCAAACAUCUGAGGACCCUAAGAUUCAUAAGAUGUGGGACUGAUGAGAGCUUCGAUUCUUCUUGUAUUGACUCCAAUGGUGAACAUAAGGUAAAGGUGGAGAUAGAACAUGGCAAACAAAUUGGCACAAUUUGGAGUUUCAUGUAGCAGCAUCCAGGAUCUGACAUUGAAGAUGAUGUAGGCUAUCCGACGAGAUAUAUGAGCUGAGAUUUAUGACAACUAUUAUGAAACAAGUGUACUGUUUCAUUUUAGUAAUUCAAACGUUUUACAGUAGUGUUACUGCUAUAGCUGCUCUCGGACUUAUUCAUCCAAUGGUCAAGAGA
Molecule: messenger RNA, 2665 nt
Organism: Lytechinus pictus (painted urchin)
Lineage: Eukaryota; Metazoa; Echinodermata; Echinoidea; Temnopleuroida; Toxopneustidae
Exons: 15
Coding region: 78-2489 (803 amino acids)
Source: RefSeq, a predicted model, not a curated record